Molecule: messenger RNA, 1027 nt
Organism: Colossoma macropomum (tambaqui)
Lineage: Eukaryota; Metazoa; Chordata; Actinopteri; Characiformes; Serrasalmidae
Gene: cdaa
Product: cytidine deaminase a
Exons: 4
Coding region: 16-615 (199 amino acids)
Cellular component (GO): cytosol
Molecular function (GO): cytidine deaminase activity; zinc ion binding
Source: RefSeq, a predicted model, not a curated record
UUUCCUGUAAUUAUUAUGUCAGCAGUGCAGCCACACACCCUCACGCACCCUCCCCACACACACAUUCACACGUACUUAAGACAGUGCCUGGAGAGUCUGGAGUACGUGGUGGCUGGGACACAGUCACUGGACGACAUCGUCAUGGCGGAAGCCAACUGGAGCCCACAAGAUCUGAUUACCAAAUCUCAGGAAGCUAAAAAAUUCUCCUACAGUCCAUACAGCAAGUUCAGAGUAGGAGCAGCGCUGCUUACGACUGAUGGAGCUGUCUUUACUGGAUGCAAUAUAGAAAACGCCUGCUACAAUCUUGGUAUCUGCGCUGAGAGGACUGCGAUCUCCAAAGCCGUGUCAGAGGGACAUAAAGAUUUCAAGGCCAUUGCUGUAGCAAGUGACAUGGUGGACCGCUAUAUCUCACCGUGUGGUGGUUGCAGACAAUUUCUGAGAGAGUUUGGCCUGGAGUGGGAUGUUUAUUUAUCGAAGCUGGAUGGGACUUUCAUAAAGAUGACAGUAGAGGAGCUCCUUCCAGAGUCCUUUGGCCCUAAUGACCUGAAAAGGAAGAAAGCAGUUCCUGUUGAGAACCAAAAAACAUGUUAUCUAGAAAAACAAAACCAAGAGUAAAUCAUCCGUUACAGGUUCCUAUCUUACAGGUCUAUGUAUCAUAUUAAAAUAUCAUUAAAUUACUAUUAUUUGCUUGUAUAUGCUGAGGUAAAAGCAGUGGUGUUCCUAAUCUUUUAGGAGGCCAUUAAACAAAACCUUCUUACAGGCCCCCACCGAACACCAUUCACCUGUCUUAUUAAUGCAUUGCGUGGUUCUUUUUUUGAGCCCAAACACAGAAACUGACCAAUGAGGGCUGCUGAUUUUGAGAUGAUUAGCUACUUGUAUCUUGAGUUCUCUCGGAAUUUACUGUUAUCUGUAACUUGCUUUUUACCUCUACACUUAUAUUUAUUAGGUUGGUACACUGCUAGGAAAUAAAUAAAAUAAAACACCCAAAUAAAAUUGUGCUACUGUAUUAAAAUGACAUAAAAAGUGA